Messenger RNA from Neurospora tetrasperma FGSC 2508, 1794 nucleotides. RefSeq lists its product as uncharacterized. Gene Ontology annotation, molecular function: 4 iron, 4 sulfur cluster binding. The coding region runs from base 1 to 1746 and encodes 581 amino acids. NCBI's taxonomy places the organism in Eukaryota, Fungi, Ascomycota, Sordariomycetes, Sordariales, Sordariaceae. Gene Ontology annotation, biological process: iron-sulfur cluster assembly. The record is from RefSeq and is a predicted model, not a curated record. The transcript has a single exon. Gene Ontology annotation, cellular component: cytosolic [4Fe-4S] assembly targeting complex.
AUGUCCGCGAUUCUCUCCGUUGACGACCUUAACGACUUCAUCAGCCCGGGCGUAGCCUGCAUCAAGCCCAUCGAGACUUUGCCGACCGCCGCGCCGUCCGCAGGCGACGUCAACUCCUCCCUCGAAGUGGAGGUUAUACUUGACGGCCAGCAACCAGAAGCCAAGAGCAAUGCUCCGCCGGCUGAAAUCUUGCUUACCGACUGUCUCGCCUGCUCUGGCUGCGUAACGUCCGCCGAGGCGGUACUAGUCAGUCUACAAAGUCACAAUGAGGUUCUCAACAUGCUGGACUCCGCCCCGGCUUUGAAGCUGGUAGGACCUGAUGCGAACGGAAAGUACUCGGUCGAAGGCCUGGAAAACAGCGACGCGAAGCUAUACGUUGCCAGUGUCUCUCCUCAGAGCAGAGCCAGUUUGGCUGCAGCAUGCGGCAACGGUGUUACAGAGCAGCAAGCUGACCGGAUGAUCGAACAGCUUUUCUUGGGUGAACAGGGUCUAGCAAGAGGUGGAAAAUGGGGGAACAAGUUCACGUGGGUGGUGGACACAAACACGGCGCGGGAGGCAACUCUUGUCCUUGGGUCUGACGAAGUCCUUGGAGGCUUGAUAGCGCCGUCUGACAAAGCUGCUACACCAGUUCUCACUGCUUCGUGCCCUGGUUGGGUAUGCUAUGCGGAAAAGACACACCCCUACGUACUACCGCAUCUUUCUCGAGUAAAAUCACCCCAGGCCCUCAUGGGCACCCUUUUGAAAACAUCCCUCAGUCGAAUCCUUGAUAUCGCACCCGAGAGGAUAUGGCAUUUGGCUGUGAUGCCAUGUUUCGACAAGAAGCUCGAGGCUAGUCGUGAAGAGUUGACAGAUGCUGUCUGGGCUGGGGAUGGCAAGCCGGGCAGAGGAGUACGGGACGUCGACUGUGUUAUCACAAGCAAGGAGGUCCUCAUGCUUGCCGCAUCCAGAGGCUAUGACUUUUUCAGUCUGUCGGCCUCGAUGCCGCCCCAAACCCCCCGAUUUCCAGACCAAUUAAUACACGACUUCCUAUUUCGACCCGGUCACCGUCAACAGUCACGUGAAGCUGGCACAUCCGGCGGUAACAUGCACUUCAUCCUUCGCCACUUGCAAGCGAAGAAUCCGGGCUCACAGAUACAGACAGUACCAGGGAGGAACGCCGACGUUGUUGAAUACAAGUUGACCGCGGAAGCGGGCGAGGUUAUGUUCAAGGCAGCGCGGUAUUAUGGUUUCCGAAAUAUUCAGAACUUGGUCCGCAAGCUGAAACCCGCAAAAGCAUCCCGAAUGCCUGGCGGAAAGCCAUUUGGUAGCGCCAAGAGACCGGCAGGCAAAGCCAGCGGUUUGGACUAUGGCUAUGUUGAGGUAAUGGCUUGCCCAGGCGGCUGUACCAAUGGAGGUGGCCAGAUCAAGGUAGAUGACCAAGUGGUAGUUGAUCGGAAGGGUCUCGCUGUAAAACCAGGACCCCAGGAGCAGAAGGAGUGGCAGAAAGAAGUCGAUGAAGCGUACUUCUCGGGAGACGAGUCAGGCUCAAGAGCCCAGGAUGAGAGUUUGGAUCUGGUUGUUGAUGGCAUUUCCCCUUCGCAUAUCCGAAAUGUCUUGACCCACUGGUCAACAUUGACGGGGAUACAACUGGAAAGAUUGGCGUACACAAGCUAUCGGGAGGUUGUCAGUGACGUCGGCAAGGAGAAGAAGAUGACUGAUACUGAGAGAGUCGUCCAGCUUGCGGGGAAGAUUGGCGGAGGAUGGUAGAGCGCCGCACACCAGUCAGAGACCUAUCGGGGGAUCGUCAAUAUGAAU